GAUUGUUAUUUGCUCUCGAGUUGAGUUGUAGAGUGGGAUCGUCAGUAACAUGGCGGCGUUGAAAAAAACCGGUUGAUUUGUUGAUACUUUAAAGAGACGUGCAGAUUCCGAAAAAGUUCUGAAGAUGAUAAAAAUAUCAGCGUUGAACGAGGAGUCGAGCGAAGAAAGCGAAGAGGAAGAUGUACCAUCGAUCACGAAAGAAGCUCAAGAACAAAUAGCUUUCACUGAAUAUAACAAAGCCUUAGUCUUCUUAAAAGAAAGCAAACAGGAAGAUGCUCUAAAUAUUUUUAAAGAUCUAUUAGAAACUGAACUGUUGGAUGAGGUAGAAAAACCUGAGGUACCAGAUGGAAGGUCUAGGCCACUGUUGUCAUUGAAAUAUUCUUGUUUCAAAAAUAUUGCUGCUAUACAAGCUGCAUUGGGAAACUACGAUACAGCUAUAGAAAAUUAUUGGGAAGCAGCAAAUUUAGACGAUACGGAUGUAACAUUAUGGUAUAGAAUGGGUACAUUAGCUAUAAAAACAUCUAAUUUGGAAUUAGCUUGUUCGUCCUUUAAACAAGGCUUAAAAUGUAAUGCUAAUCAUUGGCCAUGUUUAGAUAGCAUGAUAACUGCCUUAUAUGCUGUUCCUGAUUAUAUGAACUGUCUUUUGUACAUUUCUAUGGCGUUAGAACGUGAUCCUUAUUAUGUGAAAGGUCUAGCUUUCCGUGACAGAAUAUUCAAAAACAUUCCAUGCCUCGAGGAAUGUUAUAAAUUAUAUAAUAGCAAUUGGCAACUAGAUCCACCGUUAUACACCGAAUACGAUCACGUAUUGGGUGAUAAAUUAUUAGCAGAAGCAAAAGAUAUUGCUGAAAGAUGGGCAGAAGCGUGUAAAAUAGAAUUUACUCCAAAACCAUUACCAGAAUUAAACCUAAGGAAGUCCAUAAAGAACUGCACCUGGUUGGAACUAGGUGAAAGUUUACUGGAUAUGCAUAGAUACAUUACGGAAAAUGAUUUAAGUUUUGUUAGUAGAAUUAAGCUAACAGUUCUUAAUCCAGAAGAAGCGCUUGUAAAAGUAAAUACCGAAGAAGACAUCCAUGGAGACAACUGUGCGAGUACAGAUCAAAAUUUACUCGAGAAUGCUCCCGUAAAGGAUGAAGAUGAUAGUGAAAAGUUAAUAAAAAUGGACACUGAUGAAAUAAAUUUUCCGUUCGAACCAUUAGACGACAGUAACGCAGAUAAUGGUACCGAUAUUGUAAUGGAGGCUGAAACGGAAGACGACAAGAAGUCUGAUUCCAGCGAUGUACAGAUAAUAGAGGAUGAUGAUCCAUUGAGAAUUUCGGACAUAGAACAGGGAAUUUUGGAACAGAAUCGGUUGAAAAAUGAUUCUGAAGAGCCAAACAUGUUCGAAAGGGACGAGAAUGAAGGUAAAUCACAUUCUGAGAAAGGCCUAGAUGACGUCUACAACACUGGAAAUGAAACGCAAAAUGACAAAGUUAGCGAUAAAGAUAGCAAUAAAUCUAGUGAGAAACCAUACGAGAAAGAUUUGAAGAAAAUUGAGAAAAUACAAUUGAAAGCAGAUGAGAAAUCUAACGAGAAAAACGAGGGGAAAGAAGAAGUGCAGAAAGUGAAAAAAAGACGUAGGAGUGCUCUUUGUUUUUUACAGCAAUGGGCUUGGAGUUGCGAUAGUAUGAGACGAUCGGCAAGAGUAAGAAGUUCAAACAGAAGGGAAGCCGAAAGGGACGACGUACAAUUAGAGGAGACUCUUAGAAGAAUAUUUCCUAGCACUUUAUUGCCAGAUUCGGUGAAACUAACCAAAGACGAUCCUUCUAGAAGUAUGGAUGACUCUAUGGACACGAUGGACUUGUAUCAGCUGUUUAGCAAUCAAGAAAAUAAUAGUAAUAAUGCCACAGAGAUUGUGAAAAGUUCUGAAAGUUCGAAAUCACCGAGUCCUGACAGAAGUCGACAGCAAAAUUAUUUUGGUACAGAGUUCGAAGCAGCCGAUGUAAAUAUGUUUAUUACCGAACACAGUGGUAAAGGUAACCUGAUGAUAAUCUUAGCAAAAUAUACUGAAUUCUUAUGCAUUAAAUGGGAUCAAGAAUGGCCGAAAGGAUUGUCAGAAGUAUAUUUACAAGCAUAUUCGUUUAUGAGAGAUCACAUUCCUCAUCCAUCUCCGUUCGAAGAAGAUGUAAGCGACAAUAUUUUAAAAUUGGACGCUGAAAUGACUUUAUUAUUCGGUGAACUUCAUACGGAUAAGUGGUUGAACAAUAAACCAGACAUCGUACCUUCUUCAACGUAUGAUUUCUUUUUUAUAUAUAUUACUAGAUGUAUUAUUCAUUUGAUACGAACAAUGCUUUUAUUCAUAUUAGUGAGGGUUCUGUGGCUUAAAGCUAAUAUCUUUUUGUGUCAAGGGGAUACAGAUAUAGUCAUUGAAACGUUAGAAUUAUUAUUGAAUCACUUACAAGAAUUAGAGAAACAGAAUCAAAGUGUUUAUCUGAAAUUGUCCAACUGUAAAUACAAUUCCCAGAUCAGUAUUAAAAUUGUGGAGAAAAAAUUAAAAUCUAUUCAAAGGGGACAGAAACUAGGAGAAAUCCAACACUUGUACGACGAGAAAAAAUACGCCGAAUUAGCCUACGUGUUACAAGACACGUUCAAAUUUGCGAAACAGGGAAACAAAUUUCUGUCCGUUAGCGAUAAUAUAGUCGAUAGAGUACAGCAGUUGUCUAUGCUGUUGGAUAGUUUGUGGCAUCUUCAGCAGUACGAAGAAUGUUACGUGUGGGCCGAGGCUUGUCUAAGUGAAGCCUGGCAGAAUUAUUUGAACACUACCGACGAAGCUGAACAAAAGAAAUGGACGGGUUCGGUUUUAAUGGCGCUCGAGAAGCUAGAGGCUUGCACGAUCGAGGUCAGCACUUUCGUUCUACGAUACCUGCCGGAGACUCGUCUUUCCAGAUUGGUGCAAAAUUUAGUUCACAUUGUGUGCAAUCAGUUAGACGUGUCGGAUACUACCGUAGAAAUGCCACUCGAGACUGUUCUCCCGUGGAUUCUGUUGCAUUACAUUUUACAAUACAAGGAGGACAAAGAAAGAGCAAAGGUCGAGUCGUCGUACAAGAACAGACAGCACAGUUCCAACUAUUCGGAAUCCGAGGACGAAGACGAAGGUGUUCCAGCGUCUGUCAUGAUUCUAUUCAUUGCUCACGAAUUUAUGGGCAGACAUUCGUGGUGUUGUUACAACGAGGCGAAACUUUUGUUUUUCACAUUAAAUUUGGUCAUUCCGAAAUUAGAAACGCCACAAUUCGCCGGUAUAAAAAGUAAAGUCUCGAAGUAUCUAGAACAAAUAUUUUACUGUCUCUACGGCCACUACAACAAAGUGAAUAAAGGACGACCGAAACACAUUGAGGAUCAUGGGGUGCCUCAGAUGAAAAUGACGUGGGAAGGAGCGCAGUUGCUGUUCGAUUUUUACAAACCGAAGCAGAUACCAGAAUUUUGCUCCCCUAGAUCGUUGACGAUCAACGCCGACACAGAGGAUUUAUUUAAACGGAUAAUAAAAUUAAUUCCCCCGGAAAGCGAUCCGAAUCAAGUGAUCGAGGAAAUGAUGGCUUAUGCAAUGGGCGAGCGUGAUACGAUGCCAACGGUUAAGAAGCCGUUGCCACAUUCAAUGUCCACUAUUUAUUAUCUGUUGGGUGAUUUCUAUUUCAAAAAUUGUAAAUGGAGCGUGGCAAUUAGAUACUAUCUGUUAGAUCUUUGCUUUUAUCCGACGAGAUUAAGCUCUUGGACCGGUUUAGCAAUGUCGUCGGGUACUGUAAUAGAGACUUGGUUAAACAAGUAUAAACCCAUAAACGAGGAUAAACUCUUAGCAAAAGCAAAAUUAACUCAGUCCAGCUAUAGACACGCCGUCGAACUGGAUUCUUGUAAUCACAUCAUAUGGACGGAAUACGGGAACUUCGCCUAUGGUGUUCACUCGUUCUGUUCGCGAUUGUUGAAGCAGGAAACUGACACGUUGAGUAUGGAACGAUUUGAGAUUUUAGAGACCAGGAAAGAAGAAAUGUUAGAAAUCGCGAAUCAAUGUUUCCAAUCCUGCUCUCGCUUAUUCGUGGAAAUGAAAGAUGGACCUAUACCCCACGAUGAAAGAUGGCUUUACCAGUACAUGCUUGGAAAGGUUGCGGAGAAGAAAAAUCAGGAUCCUCCUAUAUUUUUAGAACAUUAUGCAAAGGCUAGCGAGCUGCUGUACCAUAAUAAUGCCCAGUAUCCACGUAGAAUAAGUCACAAAUGUCCGCAACAUCUCUCGGUCGAGGCGUUAGAAGUACAUUAUCGGAUCCAUGCGAGUAUAUUGAAGUAUCUCGAGCAACACGAGGGUAAACCAUUAAAGAAAUCGCUGGGGCAGCUGCUGCAAUUGCAUCUCGCGAAGUGUGCCGAUGGACCCUUUAUGAAAUACAGCUCGAAAUUGAACGACAAGGCCAAGGAGGAUGGGCUUUUCACCGGGAAUAAAAGCAACGGGAAAGAUGUGGAGUUCCCUGGCGACGGGGACAGAGGCGUUGUCACGAUUUCCCAGCGUUCGAACAGCAUCGAGGAAAUCGAGAUAGUGGACAGAACGAACAAAGGUCUCUGUACGAGUCAGAAACUGGAAACACGGAAACGAUCCCCCACCGACACACCCCAGGAUAACGUGAAGAAAAUAAAACUGGGCAAUGUAUCGCAUUUACAGUUGAUGCAGGAUGUCGUGGCUUUGAUAGACGACGUGAUCACAAAGGUUUGCGAUAUGGUCUCGCAAAAAGAGAGAAAGGACGACAGCAUUAUGGUGUUGUCCAGCGACGAGAGUAACGAGUCCAAGUUGCAGAAGAAGAGACCGAAGACGAAAAGUGUUGAGAAAAUAAAGCAGCAGCAGACUUCACUUGCCGACGAGAACAAGAAAGGUCCAUUGAAUUCGCUGAAAAUUAAUAAUGUAUUCGAGGCUGAGGGGAAGUCGGAGAAUGUUCAAGAUUUAAUGGACGCGCUGAUGAAACAGGCGAUGGAAAUCAGUCAAGAAACACGACAAUCGACGCCUGAGGACGAGGAUACUCGGAAAUUCGAUGGGAAAUGGCUACAGAGCGAGGACUUGCAGUGUGGUAAUAAAGAGACAAAGGAUAAAACAGGGGAGAAGAAGAAAACUACUGCCAAAGAAGAAGUGACAUUGAGCAGAAGAGGUUCUCAAGAAAGUACCACGACAACUCAGACAACCACAACGACAACGGAAACGAAUAAUUCCAGUUCCAGUAGCAGUGACGAAUCGAGCAGCAGUGAUGAUAGUUCUGACAGCGAUAGUUCCAGUGACACAGAUAGCGACUCUGUUCCUGAAAGUGACUGUGAAAAGAAGAAAAAGGAUUCUGAUUUUGUGCAAAAGGAGGAACAUAUGACAGAUGAAGAAGUGGCGACUUUAAUAGCAUUCUGUUUAGCUGGCCUAGAACAGUGCAUUUUAAGGUUCUCCGAACACUACAAAUCAUUCUAUAGAUUAUCACACUUCUUCUUUAACAACAGAACUGCCAAGGAUAUAACGAAGUGCAGGAAUCUUUUAUUGGACAGCUAUAACUGUCAGUUUUAUCGUGGGGAAAGCUUUCAGGGACUUUUUGCCGAUAGAAAGAGCACUAAUUUCUUCAGUGGUGUUUGGCACAUACCAAAUCGAGAGGUGGAUAGACCUGGUAGUUUUGCAUUUCAUAUGUCAAGAUGCGUAACGUUACUCAUGCAGGUACUUAAAGAAACAAAUGAUGGUCGAAUGCUGAUGCAAUUGAGCGUGCAAUUGGGGAAAAUUCCAGAAUCAGAUAAAAAAUAUCUACGUGAUUCCGAAAGGGAGCAGUUGUCUCGUCAAGCAUUGACACUCUGUUUACAGUCUCUUAGAACAAAGGUUCAAUUAAUGGGAACUGCCACCCCUGAUUCCUCGUCUAACAAAACUCCCGACAGUAGAACCCAAGUACUUCUCGAUACAUAUUGGGUGUAUCAAAGAGCAUUGAAAAGUUUUCAGACUAAAGAGCAAACCAUACAAACACUGUCUGCCCUGCUAGUGGAUACAUACAAAACAUAUGUCGGCAAUAAAAACUUGGAAGGAAACGUUCUAGAAAUUGCUUCGAAAUUCUGUAACGACUACAAUUACAAUCGCAAAGUUUUAAAUAAAUUUCUCUCCAAUUUCGAUAAACCCAGCACAGACGUCCAAGUACAACCACAAGCAACGUCUCCGAUUCCUGUGGUCACAUCUCAGUCUCAAAUUAGUUCACCGUCGCCGCAGUCAUCCCAGAGUCGGAAACCGUACAAAAAUAUAACAUCCACGGGUCGACCAAGAGGACGACCACCGAAUGUUAACAAAUAUUUACAGGCCAUGCAGCAGAGCGGCCAUGCGAUGAAUCAGUUCAACGCGAAAGCAAAUUUCGCCAACUAUAUGGGGGCAUCGGGGAAUCGGUCCCUGAUGAAUCCGUAUUUCAUGCAUCCAUUGGUCGACCCAAAUAUACUGUCCGCAAUACUAACUAGUGGUUUAAGCGGCAGUAUGAUGGAUCACUUGUCAGCGAUGAAUUAUUUAAAUCAAAUGGGAAAUUAUCAGGACAUUCUCAGACAGUACCAGAACAAUCUCUCCUCGUUAUCGAACUUGGCGAGCGGUUUAAACAGUACAAUCGCCAGUGCAACGAACAUCAAUACCGUGCCUACAAUGAGCACUUCCAAUAUAAACGCCACUCCCAGUAUGAAUAAUUUAGGUAACUUGAAUAACCUGACGGUACAGCAGCUGUUGAGUUUAAGUAACUCAACGGCGAGCACUGCACGCGCCACACCUAUGUACCAGCAGGCAGCUACCACGAAAACUACCACAACAACUGCAGCAUUGGCUAAAGAUAGACCUAGUAUAUCUAUAACACCGGUGAACACAGUGCCACCUAAAAACAAACUGUCGAAACAAAAUCCCCAAGGCGAGUCGUCCUCGUUGCCGGUCCAGUUGCCAAAGUCUCUGCAAAUGUCGCAACCUUCGAAACCAGUUUUACAGCCACCGACCACUCAGGUGUCUCUUCUGAAGCCAUCCGUGGUUCAACAUGUGAAAACCAGCCCACCGAAACAGAUGAGUGCUCCACAGAUUCGAGUCUCGAAAUCUCUGACCGAGCCCCAACCAGCGCACAAUCCAUCCUUGUCGCAUUCCCCGUUAAAAAGUAACGUUACCGCGAACUCAACUGCGGCGGUGCCUCAGGUUGCACACUCGGUGGUGGGCCCGUCGAUAAGCCUGAAGCAAUCGUUGUCGAUGAAUGUUGCCCCUUCCCAUUCGGGGACAUCGCUGCAACACAAAUUGCUGUCGAAAAAGAAUUCCCAACGAUCCUAUACUCAGGCGAGCACGCAGAAUCCAAUCAGGAAGACGAAAUCAUCGAAAACAAUGCCUCCACUGCCUAGCAACUUCUCUAAUCUAUUAAGCACGUUGCCUGGUAACUCGUCGAUGACACAACCGCCGUAUAUACCCCCCGAGUUGAGUGGAAUCUCCGUGAGCCCGAUUAAUCCUCAACCCGGACUGAAGGGUCCAAGUACGAAGUACUCUAAUUACAAAAAGUCCACUGGUAAAACGAAAACGUCGGCUUCGAUGGAGAUAUCGACACCGUUGCCGAAUUCGUUCGCUCAAAGUACCACCUCCGCGGAGGCUCUGUCGAUGCUGUCGCAGCUGAAGCAACAUUCACAUUUAGAGAUCAUACCUCAGCAGAAAGCACAAAUGAAGUCGACGAUGGAGUAUCCAAAGAGUUUAUCCUCUGGCGUGACCGUGGUCCCACAAAAAAUGUCCGAUCCUUUGAGACCAUCGACCACGGAUUGUAUGACAAUAUAUGAUUUACCUAGAGGAAAAUCGAGUAGUAUUUCUAGCAAAAAAGGGGAGAAAUCUGUUAACGACAGCGUUGAGAUUAUAACGUUGGACGACUGAGUCCACCAAUUUUAAUACUGAAGUGUCGACAAUGUCUCUUUCCUUUUUCGUUGUCCGAGAAAGGU
Molecule: messenger RNA, 7944 nt
Organism: Dufourea novaeangliae
Lineage: Eukaryota; Metazoa; Arthropoda; Insecta; Hymenoptera; Halictidae
Product: calcineurin-binding protein cabin-1-like
Exons: 14
Coding region: 125-7879 (2584 amino acids)
Biological process (GO): chromatin organization
Cellular component (GO): nucleus
Molecular function (GO): protein binding; nucleosome binding
Source: RefSeq, a predicted model, not a curated record